This is a messenger RNA of Nematolebias whitei (Rio pearlfish), 1700 nucleotides long. RefSeq names its product lysyl oxidase-like 1 (gene loxl1). The record is from RefSeq and is a predicted model, not a curated record. Bases 12 to 1700 code for a protein of 562 amino acids. Gene Ontology annotation, molecular function: protein-lysine 6-oxidase activity; copper ion binding. The transcript is spliced from 6 exons. NCBI's taxonomy places the organism in Eukaryota, Metazoa, Chordata, Actinopteri, Cyprinodontiformes, Rivulidae. Gene Ontology annotation, biological process: peptidyl-lysine oxidation.
UUGUAGCCAGUAUGUUGUCUGUUGUUGUGUCAUGUGUGGUACUCAGUCUGCUGGGCUUGGGAGAUGCUCAGAUUGCCACACAAACUCAGGGGAACAGCCAGAAUCCAGGUCAGGAGCAAGACAGUGCUGCUGCCCCUUGGAGACAGGUGAUACAGUGGGAAAACAAUGGCCAAGUGUUUAGCCUGCUGAACAGUGGAGCUGAAUUUGUUCCUGCCGGAGCUGGAGAUCAAGACAGAGGUCCUAGGGUGGUUUUGGCAGAUGCUCAUCCAAGAUCUUCACACAGACGAAACGGAGGCAAUGUACGCAGACAGGCUCCAUCAAGGGCAUCAUCAGAAACUGUUCGUGGGCAGACAAGACAUCCUUUUGGCUUUGGACAAGUGCCUGAUAACUGGAGACAAACUACAGGCAGCACAGGAAGUAACCCAUUCCAGGGUUCUUCAACCAGUCACCUUCGUCCACCAUCUUCUUCAUCUUUUUCCUCAUCUUCAUAUAAUGUACCAGUUUACCCACAGUAUCCAUUUCCCCAACAGCCUCCGUUCCAGUCUUUUGACCCUAGUUUUCCAGAUGGACCAGUCAGAAGCUACGAGCCACCCUUUCAGCCUGUUGCAGGUGCAGGAUACGGUGGUGGAGGAUAUGGGACUGGACAGGGGAAUCCUGCAGGUGGAUAUACUGGAGGUUUGGGUCCCGUGCUCCCAGGUUCUCCAUCUGACUUCAAUGAAAAUGGCUACUAUUACUAUCAGUCCUAUAGCUUUGGGCCUAAUCCUGUGGUUCCGCAACAAGCUGCCCAACCACCUUUUACAGAUGGUCUAGACCACCGAUACAGCCACAGUCUCUACAAUGAAGAAUCUUCUCCUGCCAAUCCUGUCCCUGAUGCCAACCAGGCCCUUCCUGUUGCAGUGGACAGAACAGGACCUGCUGGUUUACCACAAGUCAGAAGUCCACAGUAUGAGCAGUUUCCUCCAUUUGGAAGAAUCCAACCUUCUAUUCUGCAACCUAUUCCUCGUAGAAGAAAUUCCCAAAAUUCUGCACCUGAGAACCCCAGCACUAAUGUUGGCAAUGUGUACCGACAACAACAAAGAGGUUUGCCUGAUCUGGUUCCUGAUCCUAACUAUGUCCAGGCUUCCACGUAUAUCCAGAGAGCUCACAUGUACUCUCUUCGCUGUGCUGCAGAGGAAAAAUGUCUGUCAAGCUCUGCCUACAACCCUGAGACCACUGACUAUGAUGUAAGGGUCCUGCUGCGAUUUCCACAAAGGGUGAAGAAUAAGGGCACAGCCGACUUCAUGCCUAACAGGCCACGUCAUACCUGGGAAUGGCACAGCUGUCAUCAGCAUUAUCACAGUAUGGAUGAGUUCAGCCAUUACGAUCUGCUGGAGGUCAGUACUGGUCGUAAAGUGGCAGAGGGACACAAGGCCAGCUUCUGUCUGGAGGACACCACCUGUGAUUUUGGACACCUGAAGCGUUACGCCUGCACUGCUCACACUCAGGGUCUGAGUCCAGGCUGCUACGAUACAUACAAUGCUGAUAUUGACUGCCAGUGGAUCGAUAUCACGGAUGUGAAACCUGGAAACUACAUACUAAAGCUUCAGGUUAAUCCCAAAUUUUUGGUGCUCGAGUCUGACUACACCAACAACGUGGUUCGGUGUAACAUUCAUUACACAGGACGAGUUGUUACGACAAACAACUGCAAGCUGGCUCAGUAA